This is a messenger RNA of Trematomus bernacchii (emerald rockcod), 2450 nucleotides long. It is a transcript of the gene gdf6a, whose product is annotated as growth differentiation factor 6a. The record is from RefSeq and is a predicted model, not a curated record. The coding region runs from base 8 to 1300 and encodes 430 amino acids. Gene Ontology annotation, biological process: SMAD protein signal transduction; BMP signaling pathway. NCBI's taxonomy places the organism in Eukaryota, Metazoa, Chordata, Actinopteri, Perciformes, Nototheniidae. Gene Ontology annotation, molecular function: cytokine activity; growth factor activity. The transcript is spliced from 2 exons. Gene Ontology annotation, cellular component: extracellular region.
CCCAGCCAUGGACGCAUAUCGACUCGUUACGCUUUAUCUGGGCCUGCUCCUUGUUUUCCUUGGGAAUAUACCGUGUUUCCAGUCUGCUGCUAUCAUCUCUCCCUCUGCGCCCAGGAGGAACAGGGGAGCCCGGAUCUCUCAUCGGGACGGACAAAGGUCAUCCAAAACCCUAAAAGACAUCUUCGCGUCCACGCACCCCAUCGUGGGACACCACAAAGAAGACCCAAAGGACUCUAUUGUGCCGCAUGAAUACAUGCUCUCCAUAUACAGGACAUACUCGGCUGCAGAGAAGCUCGGACUUAACGCAAGCUUUUUCCGCUCCUCUAAAUCUGCCAACACCAUAACAAGUUUUGUGGACAGAGGAACAGACGAUCUUUUGCACUCUCCUCUGCGAAGACAAAAGUAUCUGUUUGAUGUCUCAACCCUUUCAGACAAAGAGGAGCUGGUCGGGGCGGAAUUAAGGAUAUUCCGGAGAGGGCCCGGGGACCUGCAGACUUCCCUGCAGACGGCGGGCCUCUACGACAUCCAGCUGUACCCCUGCCGCUCGGACAGGCUGCUGGACUCCCGGGCCCUGGACCCAAUGGACUCCACCAAGGCCGGGUGGGAAGUCCUGGACGCGUGGGAUAUGUUCAAAGCGCACCAGCAUCACUACCAUCAGCCGCAUCACCAGGGGGGCCAGCUCUGCUUCCAGCUGCGCGUCACGUUGCGCAAAACGGACACCGAGGUGGACCUGAGGCAGCUGGGUCUGGGCAGGAGGGGCCGGCCCCAGCAGGAGAAGGCCAUCCUGGUGGCCUACACGCGCUCCAAGAAGAGGGAGAACCUGUUCAACGAGAUGAAGGAGAAGAUCAAGUCGCGGGGGGAGAACGAGGAAGAAGUAGUGGAGAAAGGAGCGUCCUUGCUGGGGGUGAAAGGAGACGGGCCCCGGCGGCGGAGGAGGACCGCGCUCAGCAACCGGCACGGGAAGAGGCACGGCAAGAAAUCCAAAUCCCGGUGCAGCAAAAAGGCGCUGCACGUGAAUUUCAAGGAGCUCGGGUGGGACGAUUGGAUCAUCGCGCCUCUGGAUUACGAGGCGUACCACUGCGAGGGGGUGUGCGACUUCCCCCUGAGGUCUCACCUGGAGCCCACCAACCACGCCAUCAUACAGACGCUCAUGAACUCCAUGGACCCCAACAGCACCCCGCCGAGCUGCUGCGUGCCCACCAAACUCAGCCCCAUCAGCAUCCUGUACAUAGACUCGGGCAAUAACGUGGUGUACAAACAGUACGAGGACAUGGUGGUGGAGCAGUGCGGGUGCAGGUAGCGCUCGCUAGAUAAACACUUCAAAAAGAUGGGUCCCAGGUUGAAGAGAAAGUCAAAAGGGAUGCACACAGAGGCGAUAUCUGCUAUUUAUUCAGUACAGUCACAAUCAUUCACUGCCUUAACGUGCCUUGGUUCCCAUCCGCGAGUUAUCAACAGGCUUUUGUUUCCCAGAGACGUGUCCAUAUGGCACGCGGGAUGGGUACAAGGCGGGAUGGGAGCCCAUUGACUGUGCACCUGUUCGUGCCGGGGCCAGGGGACAGUGGGCUCCGCGCUUUGUUCGCAGCUCUGCCGUGUGAUCCUGCAUGCCAGGCCAGACUCUUUUGGGUAUGUGCAUCCAGGCCGUAAUUGCCACCGUCCAGCUGGAGUCAUUACAGGCCCCGAGGAAGUGCCUGUUUUCCAAUAAAAGGGUCUACCAAACACACACUCUCACACACACAGACUGGUCCGAGGAGAGGAGAUAAGAUGGUGGUGCCUUCAAGAGAUUUGUUUUGCCUUACACGAGACCAGGAAAAGGACACAGAAUCAGACAUUGUGCCUGUUGUAAAAAAAAAGUAGAAAGUAAAAAAGCACACAUACUGAGGCGAACUUCUUUACGCAAAAGUCUGCAUCUUUACGAAAUGCACUUCCACAACUGACUGAGGACCCGCGGUCAGCGAGAGUUCGUCUGAUAAGGACGGAAUUAUAAGAAAUAAAGACUCAGAACGAGACAAUAUUUAAAUGCACAUUAGCUUUGAAUGCACUGCUGUUCAUUUUUUUUCCUUUUUUGAGCUGUAAAUAUUUUGUACAGUCGAAAACUUUACUAAGUGCAACGAUUGAAGAAAUGAGAACGCGGCAUUUCUUUGUAAAUAUACAAAAUGCACUCAAAUCGGUAUAAUUUCUAUUCUAUUAUUAUUUUAUUAUUUGUGAUGUACAGAGUUCCAUGAUAAUCAUAUAUUUCUUACGUUGAUAAGAGUAAUUUAAGGUGUAUUCGAUAUUUUUUUUUGCAGAGGGUGGAAAAUACCAUUAUUAAUGUCUACCUCAUAAUUACAUAUAGGAUCUGAGUUUUGAGGUGCAUUCAGUUAGAGUGUAAAGAGCUUUUACAAUGAUAUAUAAGAUCAUUUAUAUACAUAUAUUACUGGAUAAUAUUCCACACCAUUACUGUACAAAUAAAA